Messenger RNA from Ailuropoda melanoleuca (giant panda), 2489 nucleotides. RefSeq names its product solute carrier family 22 member 2. Gene Ontology annotation, cellular component: membrane. Bases 216 to 1880 code for a protein of 554 amino acids. Gene Ontology annotation, biological process: transmembrane transport. The record is from RefSeq and is a predicted model, not a curated record. The transcript is spliced from 11 exons. NCBI's taxonomy places the organism in Eukaryota, Metazoa, Chordata, Mammalia, Carnivora, Ursidae. Gene Ontology annotation, molecular function: transmembrane transporter activity.
AGAGCAGCAGGACACACAUCCCCUGGAGGAGGGCACGGUUGGAAUGAGCCCGAGCAAGUAAAGGUCUGGAUCAAAGGCUGGUCACUUGCUGAAGUCAACUCCCUCCUACCCUUUGACUCUUGGUCAAGAGCUGUGCUGAGCUGGCCACGGCGGGGCUCGGGGACACUCGUACCAACACAGGGAAAGCAUCAGGACUCCUCCUGCCUCUGCUAAAAAUGCCCACUGUGGAUGACAUUCUAGAGCACAUCGGGGAAUUUCACUUCUUCCAGAAACAGACGUUCUUCCUCUUAGCUCUGCUCUCUGCAGCCUUCACCCCCAUCUACGUGGGCAUCGUCUUCCUGGGCUUCACCCCGGAUCACCGCUGCCGGAGCCCCGGGGCGGCCGAGCUGAGCCGGCGAUGCGGCUGGAGCCUGGCAGAGGAGCUCAACUACACGGUGCCCGGCGCGGGGGCCGCCGGCGAGGCCUUCCCCCGCCAGUGCCGCGGCUACGAGGUGGACUGGAACCAGAGCGCCCUGGGCUGCGUGGAGCCACUGGCCGGCCUGGCCGCCAACAGGAGCCACCUGCCGCUGGGGCCCUGUCGGCACGGCUGGGUGUACGACACGCCUGGCUCGUCCAUCGUGACCGAGUUUAACCUAGUGUGUGCCAAUUCCUGGAUGCUGGACCUGUUUCAGUCAGCUGUGAAUGUAGGAUUUUUUAUCGGUUCUAUGGGUAUCGGCUACCUAGCAGACAGGUUUGGCCGUAAGCUCUGCCUCUUGGUUACAAUCCUCAUAAAUGCUGCGUCUGGAGUUCUCAUGGCUGUUUCCCCGAACUAUACAUGGGUGUUGAUUUUCCGCUUGAUCCAGGGGCUGGUCAGCAAGGCAGGCUGGUUAAUAGGCUACAUCCUGAUUACCGAAUUUGUCGGGUUGAGCUACCGGAGAACAGUGGGCAUUGUCUACCAAGUGGCCUUCACCGUCGGGCUCCUGGUGCUGGCUGGCGUGGCCUACGCGCUUCCUCACUGGAGAUUGCUGCAGCUCGCUGUCACUCUGCCCAACGUCUGCUUCUUGCUCUAUUACUGGUGCAUACCAGAGUCUCCGAGGUGGCUGUUCUCCCAGAACAAAAGUGCUAAAGCCGUGAGGGUCAUUAAGUACAUCGCAAAGAAAAAUGGAAAAUCUCUGCCAGCCUCCCUUCAGAGCCUCAGACCUGAUGAGGAAGUUGACGAGAAGCUGACUCCUUCAUUUCUGGACUUGGUCAGAACCCCCCAGAUAAGGAAACACACUUUGAUCCUGAUGUACAACUGGUUCACUGGCUCUGUUCUGUAUCAAGGCCUCAUCAUGCACAUGGGUCUUGCAGGGCGCAAUAUCUACUUGGAUUUCUUCUACUCUGCCCUGGUGGAAUUCCCAGCUGCCCUCAUCAUCAUCCUCACCAUUGACCGUAUAGGUCGUCGGUAUCCAUGGGCUGUAUCAAAUAUGGUGGCAGGGGCAGCCUGCCUUGCCUCGGUUUUCAUCCCUGAUGAUCUCCAGUGGCUAAGAGUUACAGUCGCGUGCUUGGGUCGAAUGGGGAUUACGAUGGCCUAUGAAAUGGUUUGCUUGGUCAAUGCAGAGCUGUACCCCACGUUCAUCAGGAAUCUUGGUGUCCUUGUCUGCUCCUCCAUGUGUGACAUCGGUGGCAUCAUCACGCCGUUCUUGGUCUACCGGCUCACCGACAUCUGGCAUGAGCUCCCGCUGGUGGUUUUUGCUGUGGUUGGCCUGGUGGCUGGGGGACUGGUGUUGCUGCUCCCGGAGACCAAAGGGAAGGCUUUGCCUGAGACUAUUGACGAAGUUGAAAACAUGCAGAGACCAAGAAAAAAUAAAGAAAAGAUGAUUUACCUCCAAGUCAAGAAACUAGACAUUCCCUUAAACUAAGAAGAGAGACUGCUCUUGCCAUGGCCUUGCUGUGAUGAUGCAAGUCCAGACCACAGAUUUCUCCAUCCAUCCAUCAACCUCAUUCCCCUUUGAACCCUACUAACCUAGAUCUAUAGCCAAAUAGAGUUUGUUGUCCUACUGUAUUAAAAUCUUCCCAUGGGACCAGAUCCUACCAAACCCCACCAGCUCACUCCAUUCUCAGCAUUCCUAGGACAAUGCUAUUGGUGUGCUGGGAAUUGUUUUCAUCUUUGUAUUUCUUUAUUUUAUUCUUUUCUCCACAAUGAUAUCAAACCAAAACACAUAGGGGAAUUGUGGGCCAGAGAAAUGAAAUAAAAAAGAUCUGAAAAACAAUUAAGUGGGAGCAGAGAGCCUGUUUUCUUAAAGAUAUAAUACAGUUAAUAUCAAGUUGUCUGGAAUGUAUGUCAGGAACUUUAAAUUGGCCUUUCAGUGUCAUGCGUGAAAAAAUUUUAAAAUACAUUCAUUAUUAUCUGGGUUAGACUUUUAAGGAGCCUAAAAUAAAACAAUCAGAAAUACAACCUGAGUAAUCACUAAAUCUGCUCUAUUUAGACUGGAUGAGUACAAACGUGUGCUUUCUAUGAAAAAUCUUGA